UAUAUUAUUAAAAACAAGGACGUUAAAAACAAAGUGCUGAGGCCAUUAAAAACUUCUGAAGCGUAACGUACACUAUCACGACAUUCUCUUGUUUUAGUUGAAUUUAAAACCAGGAAGUAAAAGAUUUUAUACAGUUUACAGAAGUCAUAACACUACAAGGAUUUUUCAAGUUAUGGCGAUUGUGUAUAAACACACCAUAAUAUUUGAUUGUAUACCAGGAAGUAAAUGAACGUAUACAGAGACCCAAACACUUACAAGAAUUUUUCAAAUUAUGGCCAUUGUGAAUCAAUACACCAUCAUAUAUUUCUAUUUAGUUAUACAUGCUACAACGUCCUUGUAUAUCAAUAGAAACCUUUGUUUAGAGAGAGUUGUACGAUUUAUAGAUCACCAAGACAAAUGUAGGUUUGAAUCAAGUACCGCCGAGGAUAUUUUACAAGAUGUCACCACCUGUCCCAACAAAUGCAAUUUCCAGAUGUUUAACUUAGAAUAUCUUAGCUACUCUCUUAGAAGCAUUCAACUAACGAUAAGUGAUGAAAUAAAAUGGUUCUCCCUAUGUUCAGAUCCAGAAUCAUCACAAUAUAAGAGAAGGUUAUAUAUUAAUUGUGCAUCGUGGAAUACAAGUAAAUACAUAAUGUGGGAUGAUGCUAGUGUUUGCUCCAUAACCAAUGCACAGUGUUUCCAAAUAUACAAAUACUGCGUCUGUCAUUGUUUGCCUGGAUAUAUUCUGGAGGACGACAAUUGUCUAAAAGGAGUGGUAAAAAUUGGUGGUAUUUGCGAGUACAGUUGGCAGUGUGUAGGAGCGGGAAUUUGUAAUCAUACUUUAUGUUCAUGCAGUUCAGGAUACACACAAAUUGACGGAAACUGUUACCCUGGAAAUCUAGAAUUAAAUGAUUCGUGUGAGCUAACAGAACAGUGUUUACAACCAUUCUCAGUUUGUUUCAAAGGAAAAUGCAAAUGUAUAAGUGGGUAUUCUGCAUUUGAUACAGAUAGCUGCAUUAAAGACACUGUUCCAGUUGGUGGGUUUUGCAACUUAAGCCAACAAUGUACAGGAAGUAAUAACUCUGGAAUAUGUGAAAACGGAAUAUGCACUUGUGGAAAAGAGUUCACAGCUAUAGAUUUUGCAUGUGAAAAAAAAUCAGCCAACAGUCUUGGAAUUGGAAGUUCAAAUAGUCAGCAACAUGACACCAAUAUUGGAGUAACGGUUGGGUCGCUGUUUGGAGGAUUUACUCUUGGUGUAAUUGUAACUGCUGUCGUAACGACCCUGAUGUACAGAAGAUUAAAGUUUCGAACCAGAAAAAGAGAGGAACCUGACGUUAAGUUUGCAGACAACAGAACGUACGGUGGUGCCAGCGAUGCUCAAAUUUCUUUUACUAACAGUAAGAAGCAAAAUGUUGCAACAUUAUCUCCAUACUCUUUUGCAAAAGAAACACAAGGAUACAAUUUGUCUAGCAAACAAGAUGAAAGGACUGAAGACGUCUACAAUCAUUUGCGCGAACAAACAGAACAAGAUGGAGACACUUACGAUCAUGCAUGUGCUGCACAAAAUCACAGUACGGAUCUGUCUGAUUACAGUAAUCUACAUGAUGCAGCCACUUUUCGAACAUCACCGUCAGAAGAUGGAGACGACUAUUCUACAUUAAGACAUUGAACAAGCAAAAAUUUAGACUUGGUUUCCAAGGGUAAGAACUGUGCACAAUAGAACUUCCGGUUUAGGGACACAAUGUUAACCGAUGCUCGCAUUUGUGAGUUUAUUAUUUGUUUAUGGGUUGGGGAAAAUUUCAGAGCCCUAUCGAUUUGAUUCGGCCGUUUUUGGGGGUUUAAAUCAUGCUCAGUGUUAUUUUUUCAUUGUAUAUAUGUUAUUUCAGUGUGUGUGUUAGUAUGAGAGAAAAAAUGAACAGAGUGGAACUACAUGUUUGUGUCAAUAUACGUGUCUCUUCUCUUCUCAUGAGCCAUUUUCAGUCAUACAUAAUGCAUAUUCUCAUUUAAGAAAAUCUGUAAUAUAUUCUUAACAUUUUCUAUUAUAACGGUUAAUGAGUUUGUCUUUACUAUCUUUUAACUGUAGAGGUCUGCAUGGUAUAGAAAAGAGAAGGGACGUUAUAAACUUUUUGAAACAGAAACAAAAGUCAAUUUAUUUUUUACAAGAUACACAUUUCACAGAAGAUGAUGUUAAUAUGGUACAAUCAAUGUGGGAAUAUGAAAUCUUUAUUAGCCCAGGUAAAACAGGGGUGGCAAUCUUAUUUAAUAAUAAUUUUGAAUAUGAAAUCAUUCAAGUAACAACUGAUGAAAUUGGUAAGUAUUCAGCAAUUGAUCUAAGAAUAGAAAAAUACAGUAUCAUUCUUAUCAAUAUAUAUGGCCCCAAUCGUGACUCACCUGAUUUUUAUGAAAAUAUUCAAAGUAAGGUUGAAAGCUUUUAUGGAGACUUCGUUGUUAUAGCUGGAGAUUUUAAUUUAGUUCAGGAAACAUCUCUAGAUUAUUAUAACUACAAACUCAUAGGAAAUCCAAAAAGCAAGGAAAACAGUUAUAGUUUCUCAAAAACAUCAGUAUGCAGAAAAAUCAGACUCACUUGAAGCUAUAAAACAAAUACCAGAUGCCCUGUUAUCUCUAACUAUUGAUUACCAGUUCUUCUUUGAGCAGAUCUUACUCCAUAUUAGAGGAUAUACAAUUGAGUACAGCUCGAGAAAAAAAAGAGAUAGAGUAAACUAGCAAAAAGAAAUACAAGAAAAGAUGAAUACUAUAAGAAAUAAUGAAUAUGAAACUAAUAAUGAUGAACUUAUUCUUUUGCAAAAUGAGUUAGAAUUAAUCAGAAAAGAACACAUGAAAGGUUAAAUGGUAAGAGCUCGUGCUAAAUGGAUUGAAGAGGGCAAAAAGCCUACUAAAUAUUUUCUUGCACUUGAAAAACGAAAUUAUAUAAACAAAACAAUAUCCAAAAUUGCCAAUGACAGUGGAGUUUUAAUCACAAAUCAACAAGAAAUACUUAGUGAAAUUAAAUACUUUUAUCAAACCUUAUAUAGCAAUAAAGAUAAUGACUUGAAUGAUGUUGUUAUAGAAGAAAUUAUAGAUAAAAGCUCGGUUAACAUACUUGAUAGGAAUAUGUGUGAAAAACUAGAAGGAAAAACAACCUAUUCAGAAGCCUUAGAAACUCUAAAAAAUAUGAAAAACGAUCAAUCACCAGGUUCAGAUGGCUUUACCGCCGAAUUUUAAAUUUUUUUCUGGAAAGAUAUAUGCCACUUCUGGUUAAUGUUAGCUACAUGUAAUGAAGGCUUUGAAAAGGGACUACUAUCAACAACUCAAAAACUAGGAAUAAUAUAUAUCUUGCCAAAAGAAGAUAAAUGUAGAGAAUAUUUAAAAAAUUGGAGACCAAUAUCACUCUUAAAUGUAUCCUAUAAACUAAUAUCAGCAUGUAUCGCAAACAGACUAAAACAAGUACUAGACUACAUUAUCAAUGAAAAUCAAAAGGGUUUUUUAAAGGGUAGGUUUAUCGGAGAAAACACCCGUUUUGUUUAUGAUAUUAUUAAUGAAACAAAAUUAAGGCAAAUUCCUGGAAUGAUAUUACUUAUUGAUUUUGAAAAAGCUUUCGACUCGAUAUCAUGGUCUUUUAUGUUCAAAGCACUUAAAUUUUUCAAUUUUGGUCCAAAUAUUAUUAGAUGGGUGAAAACAUGUUAUACAGUUGCAAAUUUAUUGUGUGAUUCAAAAUGGAAUUUUUUCAGAUUUUUUCAAUAUUGGGCGCGGAUGUCGACAAGGAGAUCUAAUUUCACCAUAUCUUUUUAAUAUAUGUGUAGAAAUCAUGGGUAUUAUGAUAAGACAAAAUAGACAUAUCAAAGGAAUAAACACACAAAGAUAUAUCUGUUUGUUUCAAUAUGCGGAUGAUACAAUUAUGUUUUAGAUGGAACAGAAAAAAGUUCAAAAUCAG
Magallana angulata is the source of this 3910-nucleotide messenger RNA. RefSeq lists its product as uncharacterized. The transcript has 13 exons. NCBI's taxonomy places the organism in Eukaryota, Metazoa, Mollusca, Bivalvia, Ostreida, Ostreidae. Bases 272 to 1648 code for a protein of 458 amino acids. The record is from RefSeq and is a predicted model, not a curated record.